This is a messenger RNA of Dufourea novaeangliae, 680 nucleotides long. It is a transcript of the gene drm, whose product is annotated as protein drumstick. Gene Ontology annotation, cellular component: nucleus. Gene Ontology annotation, molecular function: RNA polymerase II transcription regulatory region sequence-specific DNA binding; DNA-binding transcription factor activity, RNA polymerase II-specific. Gene Ontology annotation, biological process: embryonic pattern specification; regulation of transcription by RNA polymerase II; embryonic hindgut morphogenesis. Lineage: Eukaryota; Metazoa; Arthropoda; Insecta; Hymenoptera; Halictidae. The transcript has 2 exons. Bases 106 to 351 code for a protein of 81 amino acids. The record is from RefSeq and is a predicted model, not a curated record.
GGUGGGAGGUAGUGACUCGAGGCGUUAGCAGGACCGCGAGAGAGGAGGUAGAGGGAAAGGAGACAGAGAGUCGACCAAGAGAAGGAGCGGUGGGAAUUUAUAAGGAUGUUCGCGAUAAUGCCGAUGGAGACAGAGGGGCACGGCAGGGAGUUCGGCCGCCGGCAGAAGAUGCGCGCCAAGUGCACGGUAGAGUUCGUCUGCAAGUACUGCCAGCGGCGCUUCACGAAGCCCUACAACCUCAUGAUACACGAGCGCAGCCAUAAGGACGACGUGACCUUCACUUGCGAGGUCUGCGGAAAGUCCUUCAAGCGGCAGGACAACCUCAAACAGCACAGAUGUGGGUGGCGGUGAGCGGGAGCUCUGAACCUCCUGCACCUUGACACACACACAAUGCACACGCAACAACAUCCAACAUCAUCAACAACAACAACAACAAAAAUUUACAACAUCAACAACAGUCCAUAACAAUAGACAAUUAAUAACCACGUACUUCUAUCGGUCGAUCGUUCUGUCAUUUCGUUUUAUUUUUUAAUUUCUCUCUGUUGUUGUUCGUUCAUUCGAUGUCUCUUCUUGAUCCCCGUUCACGACGACAACACGAUCGAUUCGCGCACCAUCGUGUACCGCCACCACGAAAUUCAAAAGUGAAAUUAGCCCCCGCCCCAGCAUGCCAAGCACUGUUA